AUGGGUCCCUUGGCGUUACCCUUGUCGACCGGCAAACGCUCUCUCAGAUCCAGACGCGAUAGGAAUGUCUUCGCUUCCGUCGCUUAUGGCCAGAUCUCCGGCAGAAGUAUUAAGAGCAUCCGUCGUCUUCCGAAGCCUCUUUAUCAAAGGCUCUACGCGUUGUCUCAUGGCAUGGCUGGCUUAUGCAAGGAUGUCGAAUCGCAUUUUUUGGCGAACGAUCUAGAAGCGUGCAGAAGUGUGAUUGGCCGGAUCUUCCGCAACAUCGGGGAGUCUUCGAGUAGCAACCAGCAGAGCAGCCGUGACUGGUUCGUUUACUGCGGAGGUGACACCCUCUUCAUCCGCAUUCUCUCCUCGCCGUUCGCGAAUUCUCGCGAAACAGGUCGCGAAGGAAGCUCCACGGCACUUACCGCGGGAGCAGCAGCGGGAUCUGACGGAGGGGGAAGGGUUGGGGGGGGAUCGCGGAACCGCCGUGGGAUUUUCCGCACGGAGAGCGCGGAGGGAUCGCGGGAGUCGGGGACGCUACGAGAGGGGGAGACGUCGCGCGAGGAGACGGCGCUGUGGAUGAUGCGCAACGACUGCCUGGCGGUGCUGCGCGAGAUGUGCUUCGCGUCCGCGUGCUUCUCCGAGGGGCUGUCCGUGCAGCGCCAGUUCCUCAUCCGCCUCUUCGCGCUCAUGGAGAAUAAGAUCACAUUCGACUACGCCGUCGCGCUAGCGGAGGAGAUCCUGGCGGUGGGGGAGGAGACGCUGAAUCUGGGGUCGGUGCCCAACUUCGCGCGCCUGGUGCGCGGGCUGUCGGCGCGGCAGCUCUCCUUCUUCUGCCGCGUGCUCGCCAUGGUCGUCUUCGAACCCGAGGACCGCGCGCCCGAGGUCUCCGCGCUGCAGAAGGGCGCGGACCCGGCGGAGCGCGCGGAGCGGGAGGCGGAGUGGGCGGUGGCGGACGGCAACCACGACGUUCUGCUGGCCAUCCCCGACAUCCUCGCCAACCUCGUCAAGCUGCUGCAGAUGGAGAGCAGCGGCGAGGCGGACCUGUGGUCGCCCAGCCUGAGCGAGUGGCAGCCGCUGCUGGGCGACCUCAUGGCUGGGGAAGACGAGACCGCUGCCGACUGGGGGCCUGAAGAGGACGACGAAGAGGACUAUAACGAGGACGGGGAGGAGUACGAGGAAGAAGAGGAGCAGGAGGAGGAUGAGGAGGUGGAGGAGGAGGUUGAGGAGGUGGAGGAGGAGGUUGAUAUGGAGGGUGAGUUGCUGGAGGAGGACGAGGAUGUGGAGGCAGAGGCAGAGGGGGAGGGAGAGGGAGAGGAGGGGGAGGAAGGGGAAGGGUCUGGGUUCUACGAGGAUGUUGAGGAGGAGAUCGCAGGGGAGGACGACGAGGAGGAGGGCGGAGAAGGGGAGGAGAGACGGGAAGAGGGGGGAGUAGAGGAGGGGGAGGAAGUGCACGGAGGGGGGAGCAGGAGUGGGGGCGAGCGGCAGGGGACCAGGUUGGGGAGGCUUUUGGGUGGAGGAGAUGGUGUGGAGAGGUCGGGAGGUGCGAGAGAGAGGAGGGAGAGCGCGGGUGGGGGUGCGGCUGCGGGCGCGAUUCAUUUCAUCCAGGGCUUGUUCGGCUGGGGGACCGGCGAUGCUGGUACCAGCACCCAUAGCACUGGCGGUGGCAGUGGCGGUAAUGGGGGAGGGAGGGAGGCGGAAGGAAGUGGGGGGGGCAGAGGCGCGGCACAAGGUGCUUCGGAGAGCGCUGGCGCAGUGGGGGGCGGCGGAGAUGGCGGGGCGGAGGCCUCUGGCGCGGCAGCCAGGCAGGCGGGCAGGGGAAAUCUCUGGGGAGGGUUUGGGCUGUUUGGGGGCAUAGGGGGACUUCGUCCAGGGGGAACAGGCGGAGGAGGAGGAGCAGCGCGGGAGGGAAGAGGAGGCGCAGGGGAAGGAGGUGAGGAGCAGGAGCCUGGUCCGGAUGGCGGUGGUGGUGCUGUGGCUGUGAGUCAACGGCGAACUGGUGCUGCUGUGCCUGUGGCAGGAGUGGCACCACGCGGAGCAGCAGAUACCACCCGAGGGCCCUUCUCCCCGCGCUCGCCGCCUGUUGCCGCUCCUCCGCCCCGCAUGCCACCCCUGCUUCCCCCCUCCCCCCAUGCCGCUGUGCUGCCCUUCUCCCCCCAUCCUACCCUCCUUACAGGAACCUCCACCUCACCGCCUCGACCGCCCCCCAACCGCACUCCACCCACUGCAACCCAACCGGGAGCGCUUCCCCAAGUGAAUACUACAGGCAUUCCAAUGACCGCCAAUCCCCUGAACCUGCUCCCACUCACCGCGCCUGCCAACCCCGCCGCUGCUGCAACCGCCGCGGAGGCAGCAGGAGCGGGCAUCCCCGCGGGCGCGCGGGUGAUGGUGUUCGUGGGGAACCCGCCGCGCCUGCUGGGGGAGGUGCCCGAGGGCGAGCUGGAGCCCUUCCUGCGCGCGCUGCCCCAGGGCGCCGUUACUGUCCUGAGGGCUGGCGAAAUCGGGUUACCAGAGGGCGCGGGGCCUGCUGCUGUGGCGACGAACAUGGCUGCUUCGUUCAUGGAGCAGCAGGUGAGCGGUGGGGAGCAGCAGGUGGAGGUGUUAUUCGUGCUGUGUGCGCUGUGCGGGGGCAAGCGCAAGGAGGCGGUGCAGGACCAGCUGGCGGCGCUGGGGCUGGUGGGCAUCCUCGUGGACUCGUUUGACCGCCUCAACUGGUCCGCCCCGCUGCCGCCGCCCGCUGAGCCCCAUGGCAUCCACGGCCCCGGCUGCUCCUGCAACCCCGAGUCGGCCCUGAAGAUCCAGUACCUGCGUCUCAUUCACAACUUCUGUGACCGGGACGGCCCCAACCUGCACAACAAGCUGCUGCUCGCCUCGCCCGGUGGUGUACCACCGCCCCUCGCUGCUGGUACCCCACCCCUGAUUGCUGCCCCGGGUAUCGCUGCAAGUGCAAGCACCCUUGGAAGCAUGCCUGCUGGUGGUGUUGCUGCUGGUGGUGCUGGUGGUGGGGCGACCAUCAGUGGUGGCAGCAGCAGCUCCAGCGGCAGCAGCGGGGGUGUGGAUGGGAGGGCCGUGGGAGUGGGCGCCAGCAGAGGAGAGGGAAGCAGCGCGCAAGCAGCAGCAUGUGCAACAGAAGCAGCAGCAGCAGCGGGAGCAGGUGGGGUGGUGGAGGGCGGGGCGGGCGAGGAGGGGAAGAACGAGGCGUUGAUGCUGAAGAUCAUCCGAGUGCUCAUGAAGGAGUCCGCCGACUCCGUGUACCGCUUCUGGCUCGCCUCCUGUGUCGAGGCGUUUCUCCGAGGCUCCAACCCGCGUGACCAGCAGCUGGUCGCGGCCACAGGCCUCAUGGAGCACCUCGUGGAGGAGAUUCUCCGAGGGGCGUCGGGCUUUAAGUGCGCGGCGUCCCUGCAGAUCGACUUUGACCUGCUGGGCGAGCUCGUCAAGUUCAACCCGGUGUUGUUCCGGCGGCUGGCGGCGCUGGUGCAGGGCGAGCGGUUUGCGCGGUUCAUCGAGGUGCUGGUGGCGCACCUGGUGGACUCCAACGUCUUCAUCCGCUCCGUCAUGCUCUCCCUCCACGCCUUCCGCACCGCCCUCCCCACCCCGCCCUACCUCGGCCCCUGCCCCACGCCUGCGCUCCCCCCUCCUGUGCUGUCCCCCGCCAUCCCAUCCACGUCCGCUGCGCCGUCGCUAGCAUCGUCCUCCUCAAGCCCUGCGCCUGACCUGCGGUCCUCUUCAGCUGCUGCUGCUGCUGCUUGUGGGGAAGAGGAGGCAAAGAAGGAGUCGAGAGUUGCUGCUGACGGUACUGAUGCUGAUGCUGGUGGCGGCGGGAGUGGUGGUGAUGGGGAUGGUGGCGAUGCCAACAGCAGCUCAGGCGAGGGCACAGAGAGAAGGGGCAGGGAGAGGGAAGAGGAGUCGGCUCUCAAGGGCACACCCCGUAGUGCAUCACCACGUGGGGUCGCUGAAGCAUCGUCAGCAGCAGAGGCGGCUGCAGACAGGAAGGGGAAAAAGAAGGUGGAGGAAGGGGGAAGGAGUGCGGAGAGAGGAAGUGCAUGGGAGGCGAAGGGGAAGGCAAAGGGGAAGGGGGUGAUGGGGGAGGGGUCGGCGGUGGUGGGGGAGGAGGAGGAGGAGUUGGCAUCGCCCCUGGCGGCGUUCAUGGAGUGCAACUCGGUGCUGCUGCUGCGCGACCUCAUGCUCGUCGUGCGCCUGGGCGACAUCAACCAGGACAACAUCUGUGUGCUCAACACGGCACUCAUCUUCUUCAUCUUCGCCAAUCGCAACGCGCAGCUCCUCUCUCUGCUCUCCGCCCUCCGAGCCGCCGACAAGGCCCAGCCUGCAUCACUUGCCGCUUCCACCACCCUCCUCCAACCCUCCUCCCCUUCCUCUCCUGCUAACCCGUCCUCCCCUUCUCCACCCUCCUCGCCCUCCUCGCCCUCCUCACGCUCACCCUCUUUUUUCUCCAAGCCUCCGUCCUCUGCUCUCAUCAACCCCUCUCUGCUGCCUGACCCGGUUUCUUCCAACUCUGAAGAUUUGUCCACCGGGGUCGGCCCGGGCAGCGUGAUGAAAAACUUUCGGGCGCUGCUGGACUUUUGGCGGGAGUAUUAUCUGAGGAAGAGGGGCAGGGACUGUGCCAGCCUGCAGUUCUCCACCAACAUUCCCUUCACCGAGUGGCUCCGAGUGGUGGAGAUGCUUUGUGCCUCGCCCGACUGCCCGACCUCGCUUCUGUACUGCCCGCCUCUGCCCGCUAGUGGCUCGCAGUGCUCCUCUGUUGGCCUCAGGGUUGACCCCCCUCCCCGACGGUGCUGA
Messenger RNA from Closterium sp. Naga37s-1, 4779 nucleotides. NCBI's taxonomy places the organism in Eukaryota, Viridiplantae, Streptophyta, Zygnematophyceae, Desmidiales, Closteriaceae. The record is from the annotation of a GenBank genome assembly.